AUGGCGACCGCAGACGAGCCACCAUCCGUACCAAUCGUCAAGCCUCCGAGGACGUGGCGCCCUAGGCAGGACGGUUAUCCCCGCGGAAUGGAAGCCAUUUUGGUAGAGCCAAAGGCCACGGCCCUGGAGAAAACAGAUGAGGGUAUCAUCGACGUCUACCACGGAAGAGACCCCCCUUUUUCGGCCAACGGUUUGUCCUUUCUCAUGGAAUUCCAUAAGGACCACUCGGCCACCGACCUAUACGGCAUGACCCCUGAGAACUGUGAAAUUGUGGAGUUGGCUCUCAAAAACGCUAAGGCGGAGGGGCUCCUCGUUACCAGCGGAUCCGACUCGGCCGUUAAGGCCGUAUACCAGGCAAACCGAGAGGCCAGGGCAAGAGGGAUGCCAGGUUACCGACCCGAUCGGGGAAGAUUGGAGGAGAAGGCCCCUUUUAGCAGGAGCGGCUCAGAAUACCUCCGGCAAUAUUUUACUAUGACCCCAGCCGACACUAUCUUUGGUUUGAUGACUGAGGAAAUGGCCCGGGUAAGCCAUCUGGACAACUACUUAACGGCCAGGGAUGCGUUAGCUAAGGCUAAAGAAGCUCUCGAGGAGGAGGUCGAGGCCUCGGACCCCCCUAAGAUCAAAGCGUCCAUAGAUGAUACCCCUGAGAUUGCACGGCCUAUGGUCGAGGGCCUCGACGACCCUUUUUUUGGACACGAGGCCGAAGACGACCCCACAUUGGGAAUCUCCGAUGAGGAAUACGAGGGAAACCAGCAGGAGCCAAAGGAGGUCAGCAUGAACAUGGUCUUGGUGCUACCGUCCGAGUUUUCAGCCCUAGGAGGCCAGACCAACGGCCUGGACAAUGACGUGGCCGAGGAGCAACUUGAUCAAAGGCAAAAAUCAAAGGAAGAGUUGUUAGCCGUGGCUUUUAACGAGGUAAUACCCAGAGACGAGCCAAACAAAUACCGACACCUCAAGCUGUUGUACAUCUCAGCUCAUGUAGAGGGUGUGCCCGUGUCCAAGGUCUUUGAUGACUGUGGGGCGACGGUCAACAUCCUUCCCUAUUCCCUGAUGAAGAAGACCUCAUCCCCAGCGACGUGGUCAUGA
Prunus armeniaca (apricot) is the source of this 1086-nucleotide messenger RNA. NCBI's taxonomy places the organism in Eukaryota, Viridiplantae, Streptophyta, Magnoliopsida, Rosales, Rosaceae. The record is from the annotation of a GenBank genome assembly.